AUGGUGCACGGGCACGGCUCCUCGGUCCGGUUCGUCUCCCUCACGUACUCUUCCCUGGACUGCUGCAUCAUUAACGAGAGCCAGCGCCGGCUCCCAUUGGCCGGGGCGGGCGCAGCGCCGGGGCCGCGCCGCCAUUGGGCGCGCCGGGGCUGGCAGGUGGAGCGGCCGAGCGCAUUGGCCGCGCGGGGCCGGCGAGCGGCGACGGGGAGCGGCGAGCGGGGCUGCCUCUGCCCGGUGCCCCGACACUGCCCGCUGCCACUGCCGCUGCCCUGCUCCCUAUUCCCUGCCUGCCCACUGCCCUGCUCCCUAUUCCCUGCCUGCCCACUGCCCUGCUCCCUAUUCCCUGCCUGCCCACUGCCUGCCCGCUGCCCUGCUUCCUAUUCCCUGCCCGUGGCUGUCAGCGCUGCACCAGAACGGGGACCGGGGCUGCCUCUGCCCUGUGCCCCGACACUGCCACUGCCACUGCCCUGCUCCGUAUUCCCUGCCUGCCCACUGCCUGCCCACUGCCCUGCUCCCUAUUCCCUGCCUGCUCACUGCCUGCCCGCUGCCCUGCUCCCUAUUCCCUGCCUGCUCACUGCCUGCCCGCUGCCCUGCUUCCUAUUCCCUGCCCGUGGCUGUCAGCGCCGCACCAGAGCGGGGAGCGGAGCUGCCUCUGCCCUGUGCCCUGACACUGCCGCUGCCACUGCCCUGCUUCCUAUUCCCUGCCCACGGCUGUUAGUGCAGUGGCCAGAGCGAGGCUGCCUCUGCCCUGUGCCCUUGGCACUGCCACUGCCACUGCCCUGCUCCAUAUUCCCUUCCUUGCCUCCUAUUCCCUGCCUGUGGCUGUCAGCACAGCGGCCGGAACAGGGCUGCCCCUGCCCUCUGCCACUUCUUCCUAUUCCCUGCCUGCUCCCUGCCUGCUCCCUGCCCUGUCCCAGUCCGCAGGUGUCAGAGAAGCAGGCCGGAGCGGGCAGGACCGGGCUGCCUCUUCCCUCUGCCCACUGCAACUGCCACUGCCCGCUGCCCUGCUUCCUAUCCCCUGCCUGCUCCCUGCCCUGCUUCCUAUUCCCUGCCCACGGGUGUCAGCAGAGUGGGUGAGGAGCGGGGCUGCCUCUGCCCUCUAUCACUGCUUGCUGCCCACUGCCCACUCCCUGCUUCUGUUCCCUGCCCGUGGGUGUCAGCGGAGCGGCCGUGCGACUGGCCGUGCCCACUGCCCACUGCCCGCUCCCUCCUUCUGUUCCCUGCCUUGCUCAGUGCCCUGCUCCUGGCCCACGGGUGUCAGCGGAGCAGCCGUACAACCAGGGCUGUCCUCUGCCCACUGCCCGCUGCCCUCUGCCCGCUCCCUAUUCCCUGCCUGCUCCCUGCUGUCAGCAGAGCACCGUGUGAGCGCUGGGCUGCCCUCUGCAACCUGAAUGUUGAUCCCAGUACUCAGCACCAGCAGCUGCCCCUGUCCUACUCCCUGCCUGCUCAUUGUCUGUUGCCCGUCUGCUCCUCCUGCUCCCUGCCCUUCUCUGCUUGCUCCCAGCUCCCUGCCCACCACUCCCUGCCCGCUGCUCGCUCCAUGCCCACCUCUGAUCCCGGGAUGCCAGGCGUCCCUCGGGCAGGAGCUGGUCACUGCUGGGUGUGCUGGGCGCAGCCCUUCACCCAUGGGUGCUCCCAGGAGGUCUCGUUUCGCCGUCCAGUCGCGACAACGACGUGUCAGAGCUGCAGCCCACGGUGCAGGGGAAAGUACUGGGGUUCAGGGCUUUUCUCCUUGCUUCCUUCUCCCUUGCGAGGUGCUGGAGCAGCACUGUAAACUGCUCGGGGCAGGGAUUGCACCUGGAAAUUAUGUUGUGGGAAUAGUUAAAGAAAUGAAAACGACUCUUGCCCAAAGUCAGCUUUUGUUUGCACAAGUGUGGGUUUGCCACAGGCUUGGUAACAUCACAGAGAGAUGGAGACUGCCUUCAGUGAUGGGUCUGUAAAGGUUUGCAAAAGAGUAACAGCAUUAGAAAGCAAGGACGGAAGGAUUGGGAACUGGUUAAGGAUGAAUGGGAGACUGAGGGCAGAGAGCAGCUCGAAAGAGAGGAUAAGGAAGUGAAGGGGAGAACACCUUUCCCUCGUAACCAUUUACUAUACUAUUCUUUCACCUCUCUUCUUAAAGCGCCCAGCAAUGAAGAUGGCAGCUCUGCCUGGAAGUGCUGAGGACGCAGCCAGCCUUGAGCUUGGUCUUCUGGCCGAGGGAGUCUCCCGAUUAUGCAGUGGAGUGGUACGGUGGAGAUGAAGGAUUUUCUCCCUCAGCCUGCAGCCAUGCACAAGAUGUGUCUUCCUCUGGAAGCUGGUUUCACAUGGUGGCUUAGAUUUUCCCACUUUGUAUCUAGCACCAUUUGAAAUCAGUGUUCUAGGAGCAAGAAUUACAGCGUGGGAGGAGACCAAGCACCUGCUCACUUCAACAUCCUCUGCUCCUCAAAUCAGCCCCUUUUCCAAAGGUUAUUUUUUUGCCAGCCAUCCAUUUUGUAACAUCAUCUGAUUUCUAGACACUUCUCCAACCACUGUAUGCACCCUCCCAAGCCAGGGCCACACCAGCACAGCCUCCUGCUCCUGUACUUCUGCUUAAUAAACAAUGGAUAUGAGUUCAAGUUGUCCAGAGUAAAGUGAUCCGCAAGUUGCAUGAAAACCAAUGUGGUAUCUUUUGUACCUUGACAGGCAGAGUAUGUUUGAUACCCAAAAACUAAGAUCAACCUUUAAUUUAUUGCCUCAGAGCAAAAGGAUUUCCACCCUCUACUUGGGGACCCCAUCACCACAGGAUUCUCAUUCCACAGCUCUGCAAACACAGAAAUUCCCCCAACCAUUUGACCUCAGCAGUCAGACACAGAAGUGCCUUCAGCAAUCCCAGAUUGGCUUGGGUUGGAAGGGACCUUAAAGAUCAUCCUGUUCCAAGCCCCUGCCACGGGCAUCAUGAGGAUGCCACACAGCACACACACAACCCACUCCUUUUUCCAGAAUCACUUCUCAGCACACACAGAACCUGCUCCUUUUUCUAGCAUAAUUUUCCAGUUUGCUGCUGGUACGUCCUAGCAAUAUUUCACUUCUCCAGCCCUGCAUCCCAACCUAGAACGAAGCUGAACUCUUUUGUUUGCCCUCCCUGCUGUCCAGCGUGUUCCCAGACAUGGAAAAGCUGAUCCCUGUAUGGAUGAAGGUUUGAUCAGAGCACUGAGUAGUCAUCUCUAAAGAAUGCAUAGCUGUCAUCUACAAGAGGAUCCUUCUCUGAGCCAGGAAAACGUCUCUUACACAGGCUGACCGAUUUCUCUUGGUGUUCAGAGUCUCAGUUUUUGUCUAGCACCAUUUGAAAUCGGUUAUGAUGUAGGGGGAAAAGCAACAGCAAUGGGAAACUUCCUUCCCUCACCCCCCAGGCCACAAACAAACACCAUCCAGAGCACGACCUGGCCUCCCCAACACCACUGGCUUGCUGUUCUCUGACCUGAAGUUCCCCCACAGGCUGAACAUCCUGCACACAAGGAGGACAGUCAGCAUCCCCUUCAAGUGAGGAUGGGAUGCUUCCAGACAGAGAGAAGCAUCUCUUCAAACAUAACUCAGCUUCUUCAACUCGAGCAAGCCAGGGCCUGGGUGUGACAACACAGCCACCCAGCCUUCUGACCACUUCUACUCCAUGUGCUGUUUGUUUGCCUUAACCUGUUCUUUACACAGAUAUUUUUUUUUCCUUUUAAAUAAAAUUGUGUGCUC
Lonchura striata (white-rumped munia) is the source of this 3699-nucleotide messenger RNA. The record is from RefSeq and is a predicted model, not a curated record. NCBI's taxonomy places the organism in Eukaryota, Metazoa, Chordata, Aves, Passeriformes, Estrildidae.